AUGUGGAAAUGCAGAGGGUUGGCAAGACCUUCCUUCAAAAAGAGUCAUGAAGCAAAUAUAAUAAAGAAGCAUAGGCCGAGUAUUGUGGCCCUCUUGGAAACCAAAACUAUUGCAGAGCAUGCUACUGAGAUUGUUAAAAGGCUUGUUUUUUUUAAGUCCAUAAUUGUGGAGCCAGUGGGAUUUUCUGGUGGAGUGUGCAUUUUAUGGAAUGAGAUUGAUAUUCAAGCUACCUCUCAAUCAAGAUGGUCAGUUCAUGCAGUUGUCACGGCAAAUUUUCAGGAAUAUGCUAGCACCAAUAAGAGUUGUAGGAAAAGGGUGUGGGAUGAGAUGAACGGUGUAGCUGAGAUCCCAAAUUCUGAAUGGUUGGUAAUGGGUGAUUUGAGCACAAUUGGUAGUCAGCAAGAAAAGAGUCCUACUGUGAGUCAGUUAGAUGAGCUUAGAAAUGUGAUCAAUGAUUGUGGGCUAGUGGAUUUAGGGGCUCAUGGGCCUAAGUGGACCUGGAAUAAUAAAAGAAUGGGCAUGGCAAACAUCAAAGAGAGGCUGGACAGAGCCCUUGCUAACCCUCAAUGGUGUAGUAGAUUUCCCAAGGCUCAGGCUGGAAGAAAUUAUUUGGAAACAAAAAUUAAGGGAAGAUCUAUAUUUGAUUCUGCAUUCAUAAGCAAUGAGAUAAUUCACCCUUUUAAGCACCAAAAAGGGAAGAAGGGGUGGAUGGCUUUGAAGUUGGACUCUGACAAAGCUUAUGAUAGAGUUAGCUGGCGGUUCAUUGUUAAGAUUUUGCAAUGUGCUGGUUUUGAGGCUAAAUUUGUUAACUAG
This is a messenger RNA of Papaver somniferum (opium poppy), 813 nucleotides long. RefSeq lists its product as uncharacterized. Bases 1 to 813 code for a protein of 270 amino acids. NCBI's taxonomy places the organism in Eukaryota, Viridiplantae, Streptophyta, Magnoliopsida, Ranunculales, Papaveraceae. The record is from RefSeq and is a predicted model, not a curated record. The transcript has 3 exons.